Molecule: messenger RNA, 6401 nt
Organism: Panthera uncia (snow leopard)
Lineage: Eukaryota; Metazoa; Chordata; Mammalia; Carnivora; Felidae
Gene: MBTPS1
Product: membrane bound transcription factor peptidase, site 1
Exons: 22
Coding region: 2644-5796 (1050 amino acids)
Biological process (GO): proteolysis
Cellular component (GO): Golgi apparatus
Molecular function (GO): serine-type endopeptidase activity
Source: RefSeq, a predicted model, not a curated record
CCUCCCUCCCGUGCGGGGAACUUGCGGGUGCUCCCGGUCUGUGACGUAGUAGCUUGUUCCGGCUGCCCCGCUCCGCUCCCGUUUCCGUGACUUCCAGCCCUACCGGCCCCGGCUCUGCCGGAGCCCGCUGCCCUCCACCUCAUCAGCAGAGGCCUCCCGUCGGACCCAGAACGACUCUCGGUGCGGUGUCGUGGCCCCGCGCGUGCACGCUCCUGCGGUGGCGGCCCGCGCUUUGCUUAGCCCUUGGCGUUCACCUCCGGCCUCCCUGCGGGGCCACACCGGACCCUUGGAGAGCACGAUACGAAACUGUACGGUGUCAUGAGCAAACGUAGGCAGAACAGCUUAGGGACACUGCGGUGUCCCAUUUUCCAGAACCUACAAAGUUUAAUUUUUCUGUUUGGGAGAGAGCCUAUUACCUUAGGCGUUUUUAAAGUUUAAAACCCCUCUAACCUUUUCUUCCCAUUUCUCUGUCUUUUAAAGUCAGUCGCCUGCCUCACUUGUACAAGAACAUCAGCCAUCUCUUCGAUGUGGGCUAGAUGGCAUGAGGUCGCUGUCUGUACCUGUGGGUGAAUUAUUUUGGAUCAGGUUUAAUUAAAGUGGCUCUGACACAGUUAGGUCUAAGGUUUGCUCACUAGUAUCACUUGCUAAUAUUUGUAAUGUGUAGUCCAAAUACGUCUUAGAUUGUUUGGCUCGAGGCAGGAGACGUGAAGGGAUUUCUUGUGUUUUUUUUUUUAAAAACUUGCCUUGAUUGAAUGAGAGACCCAUUUAAAUCUUUUCCACUAUAAGUUCAUUUAAUAUAACAUGAGAACUCUUAGUACCAGCGAUGAGCUCUGUCUUCUUUGACCAGUAAUACUGUAAUUAAGUGAGGUAUGUGCUUCAUGUAAUUGUAUUCUGUGAUAUCUCAUCACUGCAAGUGUCAAGUGUUAGUAAAAAUUGGGGCUCACUCCCAAGUGGAUUGUGGCUUAUUUGGUGUCCCCUGUUGCUUUCCUUUGGUCUUUCCGUUCUGGUCUUUGGUUUUAAUUUCUUUGUUCUUGUGGUUGGCAUUCACAUUGCUGUUCUUCGUGUUGAUAUGGAAAUAACUUCUAAAAUUUCAUUUCCAUCUGACGAGCUCUGUUCAGCCAUAGUCUCCAGGGCCAGAAAAGGCCUGCUUUUCAGGAUCGUGUGUUGUGACAGCAGUGAAAUCCUAAAUAUCAAACUUCCCAAACUUCUUUAGGUACUCUAGCUUUAUGAGUAUUUUCCUGUGUAUAGAUGCACAUACAAAUAGUUCCAGAAACCACAAAGUCCUUGUUGCUCUAAAACACCAGAUUUCUGCCUGAGGAAUGGAUUUUAAUAAUUUGGUACCUCUCUUUAAAGGGGGCUGACUCCUGGUCCUAAGUGUGUGUGUGUGUGUGUGUGUGUGUGUGUGUGUGUGUGUGUGUUUAGAAACAGGUAGCAGUGUGAGGCCUGUCUUAUUUCGUUGAUUUGUGUUCCCCUUGCUGGAUUAUUUAUGUUUCUGGUGGGAUCAGUGAAAACUCAGUGGGCUUUUUCUGGGCAUGCUAUCACUGUGUGUGUGUGUGUGUGUGUGUGUGUGUGUGUGUGUGUGUUUUACUGCUCCAUUUUUCGUUGUGAAGAAUGAUCAUUUCUCCUGCCGUUCACGUAUUGGGAAGGGAUCUGUGCCUGCGUGAAAUUUAACACUCCGAUGACACUUUUCUCUGGCAGCACUUUCUCUCACAAGCUGUCCUCCCGUAUCACUUCCCAGUAAAGAGGUGAUCUGGUUUUAUAACCUUAGAUUUCUUCAAGGUGAGGCUUCAUGUAAAAUAAAUUCGGUGACUGUGGAAACCCUUCUGUGUUCUCUUCAUAGACUUGGCAGAAGAAAGGUGUCAUUUAAGUAGCUUUGCAGCAUAGUUUUUUAAAAGACAGUGGUAAGCGUUUGACUUGUAUUUUGUUCUUAGAAGAAGAAAUGUUCUUCUAAGAAGAAAAUGUUCUUAGUAGAAGGUUAGGCUGUAGACCACGCUCCUGCCUGAAGAGUUGGAGAAAUGUAGGGGGUUGGGGAGGAGCCUGGGGAGGACGGGCCGCGAGUGAGGAGGAUGGUCUGCGGCAGGAGCGGGGUCCCUCCUCCCAUCUGGCCGCCAGGGUGGGCAGUGUUCCUGGCCUUGCCCGCCACGCCCCUUCUUCUCCGUGUACUUUCUUAUCUUUGACGCCGGCUUCAAUCUCCUUUUCCCCGGGAAGAAGUGAGCAGUAGCUAAAGAAGGAAACGGUAAGGUGUCGCGCGCCCGUGCACGUCUGUCUCGCGUCCUCACUGGGCAUCUUUGGGCCCUGGCCCCCGCCCGGCUCGCUGUGUUUUGCAGGCCGCCAGGGCGCCCCGAGUGACCGCCGCCCGCUCGACCGUGGUUCUGUGCUGCAGAUGGCGUGUAGGACUCACUUGUCUGGGCCGCAGUGAGAGGCGCCUGAGGCCCAAGAUGGAGAAGAAACGAAGAAAGAAAUGAAAGCCUCUUUUCAGGCCAAACCACAAAAGGCCAUGAAAUUUAACUUUUAUUUACGUCGGACAAGACUGUAAAACGGCCGAUCAAUGUUUCGGCUCUUCGCCGAGACAAAAAUUGACUAAUAAUCCAGGAAGAAAAAAGUGCGAUUUGAAUAUAUGAGGUUUUAUGACCAUAGUCACUUAUGACCAUGAAGCUUGUCAACAUCUGGCUGCUUCUGCUAGUGGUUUUGCUCUGUGGGAAGAGACAUCUGGGUGACAGACUGGAGAAGAAGGCUGCUGAAAAGGCCCCGUGCCCUGGCUGUUCCCACCUGACUUUGAAGGUGGAAUUCUCCUCAACGGUCGUGGAAUAUGAAUAUAUUGUGGCUUUCAAUGGAUACUUCACAGCCAAAGCUAGAAAUUCUUUUAUUUCAAGCGCCCUGAAGAGCAGUGAAAUAGACAACUGGAGAAUCAUUCCUCGAAACAACCCAUCCAGUGACUACCCUAGUGAUUUUGAGGUGAUUCAGAUAAAAGAAAAACAGAAAGCGGGGCUGCUAACCCUUGAAGAUCAUCCCAACAUCAAACGGGUGACACCCCAGCGGAAAGUCUUUCGUUCGCUCAAGUACGCGGAGUCGCCCUGUAACGAGACCCGGUGGAGCCGCAAGUGGCAGUCGUCCCGGCCCCUGCGCAGAGCCAGCCUGUCCCUGGGCUCCGGGUUCUGGCACGCCACGGGAAGGCAUUCGAGCCGGCGGCUGCUGAGGGCCAUCCCGCGCCAGGUGGCCCAGACCCUGCAGGCGGACGUGCUGUGGCAGAUGGGCUACACAGGCGCUAACGUGAGGGUUGCCGUUUUUGACACUGGGCUCAGCGAGAAGCACCCCCACUUCAAAAACGUGAAGGAGAGAACCAACUGGACCAACGAGCGAACACUGGACGACGGGCUGGGCCACGGCACGUUUGUGGCAGGCGUGAUAGCCAGCAUGCGGGAAUGCCAGGGCUUUGCUCCGGAUGCAGAACUUCAUAUUUUCAGGGUCUUUACCAAUAACCAGGUAUCCUACACCUCCUGGUUCCUGGACGCCUUCAACUACGCCAUCCUGAAGAAGGUGGAUGUGCUGAACCUCAGCAUCGGCGGCCCCGACUUCAUGGACCAUCCCUUCGUCGACAAGGUGUGGGAAUUAACGGCUAACAACGUAAUCAUGGUUUCUGCUAUUGGCAACGACGGGCCUCUAUACGGCACUCUGAAUAACCCUGCUGACCAAAUGGACGUGAUUGGAGUGGGCGGCAUUGACUUUGAGGAUAACAUCGCCCGCUUCUCUUCAAGGGGAAUGACGACCUGGGAACUCCCAGGAGGCUACGGCCGUGUGAAGCCCGAUAUUGUUACCUACGGUGCCGGAGUGAGGGGAUCCGGUGUGAAGGGGGGCUGCCGAGCCCUGUCGGGGACCAGCGUGGCCUCUCCGGUGGUCGCCGGGGCGGUCACCUUAUUGGUAAGCACAGUCCAGAAGCGAGAGCUCGUGAACCCGGCCAGCAUGAAGCAGGCCCUCAUCGCGUCCGCCCGGAGGCUUCCAGGUGUCAACAUGUUCGAGCAAGGCCAUGGCAAGCUGGAUCUGCUCAGAGCCUAUCAGAUUCUCAACAGCUACAAACCGCAGGCAAGUCUGAGCCCCAGCUACAUAGAUCUGACUGAGUGUCCCUACAUGUGGCCGUACUGCUCCCAGCCCAUCUACUAUGGAGGGAUGCCGACGAUCGUCAACAUCACCAUCCUCAACGGCAUGGGCGUCACGGGAAGAAUUGUAGACAAGCCUGACUGGCAGCCCUACUUACCGCAGAACGGGGACAACAUCGAAGUGGCUUUCUCAUACUCCUCGGUGUUAUGGCCUUGGUCAGGCUACCUGGCCGUUUCCAUUUCUGUCACCAAGAAAGCGGCCUCGUGGGAAGGCAUCGCGCAGGGGCACGUCAUGGUCACCGUCGCUUCCCCGGCGGAGGUGGAAUCAAAAAGUGGUGCAGAGCAGACGUCAACCGUGAAGCUCCCGAUCAAGGUGAAGAUCAUUCCUGCUCCCGCCCGGAGCAAGAGGGUUCUCUGGGACCAGUACCACAACCUCCGCUACCCGCCCGGCUAUUUCCCCAGGGACAACCUUCGGAUGAAGAAUGACCCUCUGGACUGGAACGGUGACCACAUCCACACCAACUUCAGGGACAUGUACCAGCACCUGAGGAGCAUGGGCUACUUCAUCGAAGUCCUCGGCUCCCCCUUCACGUGCUUCGACGCCAGUCAGUAUGGAACCUUGCUCAUGGUGGACAGCGAAGAGGAGUACUUCCCCGAGGAGGUGGCAAAACUGAGGAGGGACGUGGACAACGGCCUUUCGCUCAUCGUCUUCAGCGAUUGGUACAACACGUCCGUCAUGAGAAAAGUCAAGUUUUACGAUGAAAACACAAGGCAGUGGUGGAUGCCGGACACCGGAGGGGCUAACGUCCCUGCUCUGAACGAACUCCUGUCUGUCUGGAACAUGGGGUUCAGCGAUGGCCUGUAUGAAGGGGAUUUUACCUUAGCAAACCAUGACAUGUAUUACGCAUCAGGAUGCAGCAUCGCUAAGUUUCCAGAAGAUGGCAUAGUGAUCACACAGACUUUCAAAGACCAAGGAUUGGAGGUCUUAAAGCAGGAAACAGCCGUGGUCGAAAACGUCCCCAUUUUGGGACUUUAUCAGAUUCCAGCGGAGGGUGGAGGCCGGAUUGUGCUGUACGGAGACUCCAACUGCUUGGAUGACAGUCACCGACAGAAGGACUGCUUCUGGCUCCUGGAUGCGCUCCUCCAGUACACGUCGUACGGGGUGACCCCUCCCAGCCUCAGCCAUUCCGGGAACCGGCAGCGGCCUCCCAGCGGAGCCGGCUCGGUCACCCCAGAGAGGAUGGAAGGGAACCACCUGCACCGGUACUCCAAGGUCCUCGAGGCCCGUCUGGGAGGCCCGGAGCCUCGGGCUCUACCGGCCUGUCCACACCUGUCAUGGGCCAAGCCACAGCCUUUGAACGAGACCGCUCCCAGUAAUCUUUGGAAACAUCAGAAGCUGCUCUCCAUCGACCUGGACAAAGUGGUAUUACCCAACUUUCGAUCGAACCGCCCUCAAGUGAGACCCUUGUCCCCCGGAGAGAGCAGUGCUUGGGACAUUCCUGGAGGGAUCAUGCCCGGCCGCUACAACCAGGAGGUGGGCCAGACCAUUCCCGUCUUCGCCUUCCUGGGAGCCAUGGUGGUCCUGGCCUUCUUUGUGGUGCAAAUCAACAAAGCCAAGAGCAGGCCGAAGCGCAGGAAGCCCCGGGUGAAGCGCCCCCAGCUCAUGCAGCAGGCGCACCCACCAAAGACCCCUUCGGUGUGACGUCACACCCGCCGACCGUGACAGCCAAAGAGCGCCUUCGAGGACGGCCGCGACGCGCGGGCGGGCUCGCUGUCCCCAGGGGCUGAUCCUGUGUCCAGCUGCGGCGUCCGUGGGUCCAUCCUCAGUGGGCCACCCGCGUGCAGGUGCGUGUCGCGGUGGCCGGGGCACGAGGGGCUUGCGGCCCCGCCUCCGGGGAGGCCUCACGCGGUCGCCGUGCACCGAGAGGGAGGCCACGUUUACACAGGUGAAGGCUGCAGCCAAGCGGAACUGUGUUCGUGCAAGGGCGUUUUCUAUAUUUAUUGUUGGGAAAAGUCACUUUAAAGGCUCGCGCUGUUUGGAAACAAAGCUAUUUUUUUUGUCCGUGGAAUGCGGUUUUUUUACUGUCGCAUCAUGAGGAAUAACACAGAUUCCGUGAUCUCCUUUUCGAUGGAAGGACAGACUGAGAUUGGAAGGAAACUCGCACAAAUCUGUGAAACACAGACCUUGGCUUUAUUUUUAUAAGUAUCAAUUGCCAUCCUGUUUUGUAAGUUGGGGUCUCGAUUUCACCAUUGUCGGUGAAGAAAAUUUUCAAUAAAUACGCAUUACCUGUAUGAAGCUAAGUAGAA